UUUUUUUUCCUUUUAUUUUCUGGAGUUCAAGGAGAAUUUCUUUUCGAGCAAGUACUGCUCCCACGAUAGGGCGACCUCCCAUCACACCCAAGUCAGCACCACAUUCAAGUCACCACAGGUGGCGUCCCAAAAGUCCGACAUGCCAUGCAUGUGUCAUCCUCGGACGCCGUCGUCAGCUGCGUGCUGCUGCCUAGCCCGGGGAUAUGUGCCGACAGAGCCGCUGCCACAAAAGGGGGGAAGGGGUGUGUGCCUACCUCGGUCUCCGCGGCGAAAGGCGAAGGGCUCUCUAGAGGGAGGAGCCUUUGA
Gaeumannomyces tritici R3-111a-1 is the source of this 306-nucleotide messenger RNA. RefSeq lists its product as hypothetical. The transcript has a single exon. Lineage: Eukaryota; Fungi; Ascomycota; Sordariomycetes; Magnaporthales; Magnaporthaceae. The record is from RefSeq and is a predicted model, not a curated record. The coding region runs from base 145 to 306 and encodes 53 amino acids.